ACGCAUGCGUGUUCGCAUUAAGUAUUCAACAUCCGCUGUAUAAACACGUGGAGACCAUGAUGUGAUUUUGCUGCUAAAAAUUCGUCUUGUGGAAAUUAGAGUUCCGAUGGCGAAAGAAAAGUCUACUGUACGCUUGCGAGGAGGGGCAAGUUUGGUGAAAUGUUGUCCAACAUUUUCAUGGGAUUCAAAAUUCCUGUUUUGUUGUGCUGGUGACACUGUGAAGGUACUGAGUAUUACCAGUGGAGAAUGUGUCCACAUUCUUAAAGGUCAUAGGUCACCAGUCACAUGUGUUCAGGUCAAUCCUAAAAAUAAAUUACAAAUAUUUUCAUCAUCACUUGAUCAGACUAUUAUCAAAUGGAACUACAUGGAUGGAGUUCAGCUUCGGAAAUUCCUAUUACACUCACCAAUAUUGAAUUUCUGGCUGCCGAAAUGGUUGGACAAUUCUGUUAUUGUAUUGAGGAAAACAUUUGCUGGUGCCUGUGAUCUCAGUACAUGUCAUCUGGUCGAAGAUAAGAAGAUUAAACUUGAAACUGUGAUUGAAAGAUGUUCUGGUGAUGCUCGUGGUGUUGCCAUGGGACACGAGAAUGAGUACAUUGUAUCAGUCCAGGAAAAAGGGCUGAAGAUAUAUUCAUUUAAAAAGAAAAUAUUAGAAGAACAUCGUGUCAAGAAGGAAAAAGUGACUUGUGUAACUUGUCAUCCAACAGAAUAUUGUAUAGCCGUGGGGAUGUCUGAUGGAAAAAUACAGUUCUGGUGGAAUUUCCUGAGCCGUACAAAUGUGGUGAAGACGACCUGUCACUGGCAUGCUUUACCAGUCCUCCAUCUGACCUUUACGGCUGAAGGUUCCUACCUGCUGAGUGGAGGGCAUGAAUGCGUGCUAGUGAAAUGGCAGUACAACUCUCAUCACAAGGAGUUGCUACCUCGUAUGGGCGCUCCCAUACGCUUCCUCACCUGCUCUCCGGACAACACCAUGUAUGCCACAGCUCAUGCUGAUAAUGUUAUCCAGGUGAUCAGCAGUAGCUUCAGCCUGUUACAUGUGUAUCAGGGCUUAACGCGGAGUCACCUGGAGCAGGUAGACAGUGAGCCCAUACCUGUGGGCUUCCUCAUCGAUCCACGCACAAAGUGUCUCGUCACCAAUGGGAAACCGGGCCACCUCCAGUUUUACUGCCUGCACUCUGACAAACAACUCUAUAAUCUGGAUAUUGUUUGUCAAAACUACAUCUCUCCGGAGAAUCUUAAAAAGCCAACUGUGAUAACAGACGUAAGACAGGCAUCAUUUGAUGACAAGGGGGAGUGGCUUGUUAGCUUGGAGAUGUGGGAUGAUGGAGUCAUGACACCAGAAAUAAGACUGAAAUUCUGGCAUUUCAAUGAAAGUUCACAAAUGUUUGUGUUGAAUACACGAGUAGAAAUGGCCCACCAGAAGAAGGUAAAUGCUGUCGAGUUCCAGCCACAGCUUACAUCAUCGCAAACAGAGUUAUCUCCCAUGGUUGUGACUACAAGUAAUGAUGGGAACUUUCGCCUGUGGUCAUUGGUUGAUGACUCAGAUAUUUAUCGAGCUAGCAGCAGAUGGAGCUGCGAGUCUGUUGGGUUUUAUCGAGGGCUUCCUGCAGGACAGGCUGCUUUCUCAGAGGAUGGUUCACUGCUGGCUGUUGCAUUUGUGUCCAUCAUCACAAUCUGGGACCCAUAUACCAAUGCCCUGAGGACAACAUUCAACAGAAAAGACCACCAGGACUGUAUUCAAACCUUACAGUUUGGUUUGCAGAGAUGUUCCCAUCUGCUUGUUAGUACAUCAAAGACUCAGUUGACUGUAUGGAACCUUCUUAGUUGUUCAGUUAAGUGGAGUGUCAGCCUACAAGUGUCUGUUCUUGUGAGAGAUUUGGGCUCAGAGCUCAUGGCAGCCUUCACUAAAAACAGAGAUGUAUUUGUGUUCAAGCCUUCAGAUUCAACACCAGUUUAUGCACAAGGCACUGGUAGCCACAAAGACAUUGUUGCUGCAGUGUUUCUACCUCAUGUGCAGAAGAGUUCAUCAAAGGGAGAGGAAUUGUUACCAUGGGAAGAAACAGCACAGUUAUAUUUCAUGAAUGAAGAUCAAUUACUACUGACGAUCACAUCAGAAACAGAAGACAGUUGUAGCACUGAAUCAAUUAAACCAGUUCAUCACAAUUUACCUCAGCCCCCGAUGAAGCUUCUGAUGGCUAAGAAUCGUAAGUCCGGUGUCAGAGAGGAGAAACCCAGGCUGUUUGACGCUGUAACUGGUCAGCCUGGAAAAGAGUUCAUAAGCCAGAUGCUCAGUACUUCAGCCAUGUACUUCCACAGUGACAUCUCUCUGUGGGGCAUUCAUGGAGUCUCUACUCAUCAACAAGACAAGCAGUUCAAAACAGGAAGAUGAGGAAAGUGGUGAAGAAAUGAACCAGUCCGGUGGCGCGUUGUCAGGCAGUGACUCGGACAUGGAAACAGAAACAACCAAUCAGAAACCUCCAAAGAAAAGUGACACAGUCCCUAAAUAUGACCUUCAUUCCAGUGGGAAACCCCAAAAGGAAGUUAUGCAGGACAUUUCAGAAACAUCUAAGAUGCUAUUUAGCAUAGGCUCAAUCUCAGAUAUGCCAUCUGAAGAUUAUAGUUGGAUGAAAGCAGUUGUGAAGUGAUGGUGCAGGUCACUUGAGCUGUUUGUAUUUGGAGAACACGCCAGAAUAAAACA
Molecule: messenger RNA, 2695 nt
Organism: Liolophura sinensis
Lineage: Eukaryota; Metazoa; Mollusca; Polyplacophora; Chitonida; Chitonidae
Product: WD repeat-containing protein 75-like
Exons: 19
Coding region: 107-2386 (759 amino acids)
Biological process (GO): positive regulation of rRNA processing; positive regulation of transcription by RNA polymerase I; ribosome biogenesis
Cellular component (GO): nucleolus; small-subunit processome
Molecular function (GO): RNA binding; protein binding
Source: RefSeq, a predicted model, not a curated record